UGAGACUCCUGAUAGGCAGCGGGUGGCUAUGGCCCGGCCUAAGCCGUCCGGGAGCCGGAUGGACAGACAGCUGGAGCACGAUGUGUGUGAGCUCGUGCGGCGGGUUACUGGCCUGCAGGACGAGGCGGAUCCCAACUUCCAACUGGCCUUGAACUUCGCCUGGUCCAACUUCAGAUUUCAUCGUUUCUUGGAUGUCAACAGUCACAAAAUAGAAAAAACAAUAGAAGGGAUUUAUGAAAAAUUCACCAUUCAUUCUGAUCUCAGCAAAGCGGCUAGUUGGAAGAGAUUAACUAAGGAGUUUCUCAAUGCACCAUUUCCUGGCGUAGAGAAAAUAAAGUCUGUUUCAGAAGCACUCACCAACCAGUCUUCACUUCUUGUUAUAAAGACAGAUGCACAUUACUCCAUACUCUCGCUCCUCCUGUGUCUGUCUGAUUCUCCUUCAAACAGCAACUAUGUGGAGACACCAAGAGAUAAAGAAGUGGAAAAGAAAGAUGAUUUUGACUGGGGGAAAUACUUGAUGGAAGGUGAAGAAAUUGGCCUUGGUCCAAAUAUCGAUACACCGAACUGGUCUGAAGACAGUGAUGAUGAAGAUGCACAGCAGCCCUUAAGCAGAGAGGACUCUGGGAUACAGGUAGACAGGACCCCGCUAGAAGAACAAGACCACAGCAGAACAGGGGGGCCUCCAGUCGGCUGGGAAGCAGAUGAGCCAGAUAGCCGGAGUUGGCUGGAACAGCAUGUAGUCCAUCAGUACUGGACAACCAGGCGCUGCCGGAUCCCACACAGUGUGCAUUUGCACUCCAAUUUAGCUGCUGUCUGGGACCAGCACCUAUACAGCAGUGAUCCACUGUAUGUUCCAGAUGACAGGGUGGUGGUUACUGAGACACAGGUUAUUCGAGAAACCCUAUGGUUACUUUCAGGGGUAAAAAAGCUGUUUAUAUUUCAGUUGAUAGAUGGGAAGGUCACUGUGAGAAACAAUAUUAUUGUAACUCAUUUGACACAAAGCUGUUUACGAUCUGUGCUUGAACAAAUAGCAGCAUAUGGCCAGGUUGUGUUUCGGCUCCAGGAGUUCAUUGAUGAAGUCAUGGGGCACAGCUCUGAAAGCCUAUCGCCUGGAAAUGGUUCCAUGCCUAAGAAGCCGCCUGAAGCCCCCUUUAGAACCUACCAGGCUUUCAUGUGGGCCCUCUACAAGUAUUUCAUUAACUUCAAAGAGGAACUUACAGAGAUUGAGAAGUGCAUCAUCAGUAGUGAUACCACGGUAACACUUGCGGUGGUGGUGAACAAGUUGGCCCCGCGACUGGCUCAGCUCAAGGUCCUGCACAGAGUGUUCAGUACUGGGGUAGCAGAGGUCCCACCUGGCACUCGGAAUGUCGUCCGGGCAUCUCACCUGCUUAACACCCUGUACAAGGCCAUUCUGGAAUACGACAAUGUUGGAGAAGCCUCUGAACAAACUGUCUCCCUCCUGUUCUCUCUCUGGGUGGAAACAGUGCGGCCCUACCUCCAGACCGUAGAUGAAUGGAUUGUGCAUGGGCACCUGUGGGAUGGUGCGAGGGAGUUCAUCAUUCAGAGGAACAAAAAUGUUCCGGUAAAUCACAGAGACUUCUGGUAUGCAACCUACACAUUGUACAGCGUGUCGGAGAAGACUGAGAACGAGGACAGAAUGAGUGACAGUGCCAGUGCCAGUGCCGGCAGUGACCAGGGUCCCUCCAGCAGACAGCACACCAUGGUGUCCUUCCUCAAGCCUGUCCUGAAGCAGAUCAUAAUGGCCGGCAAGUCAAUGCAGCUGCUGAAGAACCUGAACUGUGCAGAGGGCUCUGCAUGUCAGGCGGCAGCCAGAGAUGCAGAGAGAAAAAGCUUAUAUACCCUCUUUCUGGAAUCUAUACAGUUGCGUCUUCAACAUGGAGAAGAUUCGACUCCACACAUUCUUACCGAACAUCAGGCAACCAAAGAGAACUUAAUAAAGAUGCAGUCCAUUGCUGAAAGGCAUCUUGAGCUAGAUGAUAUUCAUGACCCACUGCUGGCCAUCAACUUUGCAAGGUUGUAUUUGGAGCAGAGUGACUUUCAUGAGAAGUUUUCUGGUGGUGACAUCUGUGUGGAUAGAUCAUCAGAGUCUGUGACGUGCCAGACUUUUGAAUUAACGCUGAGGUCUUGCCUCUAUCCUCACAUUGAUAGACAGUAUCUACAUUGCUGUGGAAAUCUCAUGCAGACCUUAAAAAGGGAUUUCAGGUUGGUGGAGUACUUGCAGGCCAUGAGGAAUUUUUUCUUGAUGGAAGGUGGAGACACCAUGUAUGAUUUCUAUACUUCAAUUUUUGAUAAAAUAAGAGAAAAGGAAACCUGGCAGAAUGUGUCUUUUCUUAAUGUCCAACUCCAAGAAGCAGUAGGACAACGCUAUCCCGAAGAUAGUUUACGUUUAUCUAUAUCUUUUGAAAAUGUUGAUACAACUAAGAAGAAACUACCUGUUCAUAUCUUAGAUGGUCUUACCCUAAGCUACAAGGUCCCAUGGCCUGUGGACAUUGUCAUAAGUGUAGAAUGUCAAAAAAUUUAUAAUCAGGUGUUCCUUCUCCUAUUGCAAAUAAAAUGGGCAAAAUACAGCUUAGAUGUUCUACUGUUUGGUGAACUAGCUAAUGCUGCUGAAAGAUCCCAAGGAAAAGCAGACCUGCAUGAACAAGACACACUCCCCCAAUUUGGACCACCCCAAGAAUCGUUAAAACAGCAGAGUCAUCGUAUGUUUCUCCUAAGAGUGAAGCUCAUGCACUUUGUGAACAGUUUACACAACUACAUCAUGACCAGGAUUCUUCACAGUACAGGGCUGGAGUUUCAGCAUCAAGUUGAGGAAGCCAAGGAUUUAGAUCAGUUGAUUAAAAUUCACUACAGGUAUUUGUCAACCAUCCAUGAUCGAUGUUUGCUGAGAGAAAAGGUCAGCUUUGUGAAGGAAGCCAUCAUGAAAGUGUUGAACUUGGCGCUCAUGUUUGCAGAAGGUUGGCAGGCAGGCCUUGGAGCGUGGCAAAUGGAAUCUAUAGAGAAAAUGGAAUCUGAUUUUAAAAACUGCCACAUGUUUCUCGUAACCAUUUUAAAUAAAGCUGUCUGUAGAGGAUCUUUUCCCCAUUUGGAAUCUCUAGCACUGUCGCUCAUGGCUGGGAUGGAGCAAAGUUAAAUAUCUCUGAUGUAACAAGUACCUUAGACUUGAUCAUCAUCCAUGUACAUUUUCAUCAUUUGCCGCUGAGAAAUAAAAAUCUUGCCGGGCGGUGGUGGCGCACACCUUUAAUCCCAGCACUUGGGAAGC
Onychomys torridus (southern grasshopper mouse) is the source of this 3280-nucleotide messenger RNA. It is a transcript of the gene Tubgcp5, whose product is annotated as tubulin gamma complex associated protein 5. The transcript is spliced from 23 exons. The record is from RefSeq and is a predicted model, not a curated record. Gene Ontology annotation, cellular component: gamma-tubulin complex; centrosome; equatorial microtubule organizing center. NCBI's taxonomy places the organism in Eukaryota, Metazoa, Chordata, Mammalia, Rodentia, Cricetidae. Gene Ontology annotation, biological process: mitotic cell cycle; spindle assembly; microtubule nucleation. Bases 29 to 3151 code for a protein of 1040 amino acids. Gene Ontology annotation, molecular function: microtubule minus-end binding; gamma-tubulin binding.